Molecule: messenger RNA, 8113 nt
Organism: Stegostoma tigrinum
Lineage: Eukaryota; Metazoa; Chordata; Chondrichthyes; Orectolobiformes; Stegostomatidae
Gene: zbtb37
Product: zinc finger and BTB domain containing 37
Exons: 5
Coding region: 422-1852 (476 amino acids)
Biological process (GO): regulation of transcription by RNA polymerase II
Molecular function (GO): DNA-binding transcription factor activity, RNA polymerase II-specific; RNA polymerase II cis-regulatory region sequence-specific DNA binding; protein binding
Source: RefSeq, a predicted model, not a curated record
UCCAGCGGUUCUGGCGCGUCCAUUUGGGAGCCAGCGAGGGCGGAAGUUGUUGCAGGGGAAGGAUGGGGUCCGUUGGCGGGAAAACGACCUUUCCGCCUGAGUUGCCCGUCGCCCGUCAAGCCGUGUUCCUUGGGGAAGGUGUGGGCGAGAAACUCCGGAAAAUGUAGUUCAUCGGCCGAACUUCCGGCUCGCGCCGGAAACUACGUGUCCGUGAUUUUGUUGCGGGGGUAAGAGGGCGAGGACGCAUGCGCGGCAGCAGGGCGGCCAAUGUCCGGUCACAGUGCGGAGGAUUGAGACAACGGAAUGGCUGUAUUUUGUGGAAGUCCUGUGCUGGAGAGUUGUCGCAUGUUCUGCGAUGCAAGGCCCCUGGAUUGUGGCAGAAUCGCCUGGUAAUCGGAUCGUGUGAGCUGUACCAAGAACCAUGGAGAAGGAGGGCAGCAUCCAGCUGGAGGUGCCAGAUUUCAGUAGCUCAGUGCUGGCCCAGCUCAAUCAACUCCGGAUGCAGGGGCGGCUCUGCGACAUUGUGGUCGAUGUCCAAGGGAAGUCGUUCCGUGCCCACAAAGCAGUGUUGGCUGCCAGUUCACCUUACUUCCGAGAUCAUAUGUCACUGGGUGAGAUGAGUGCUGUUUCCAUCUCUGUCAUCAAGAGCCCCGCUGUGUUUGAGCGCCUCCUGGCCUUCUGCUAUACGGGCAAGCUGUGCCUGCAGGUGGCUGAUAUCAUCAGCUACCUGACAGCUGCCAGCUUCCUCCAGAUGCAGUACAUCAUCGACAAGUGCACGCAGAUCCUUGAUGGCAUUCACUUCCGAAUCGAUGUCUCUGAAGUAGAGGCAGGGUUGAACCAGGACGGUGCCAAGCGCCCAGCCCAAACCCGCAGCAUUGCUACCCCCAGUACCCGCCGUGGCAGGGCGACCUCUGGAUUCAGCCAUAGAAGCCCACUGCCGGAUGAGUUGGCGAGCAGUGGGGCUGACGAAAGGCUGGUUAGAAUUGAUCGCGUGGGACAGUGGUACGUGGAGACGGGCGUCAGUGGUGACCACAGCCCAGAGGCUGUCAGACAAAUUGGCGGGAUGCGGAUCAAAACUGAGACGCCAGAUGAGUGGAUCAUGUCAGAGAACCAGCCAUCCGGGGAGGAUGGCAGCAGUGCAGAGGAGGUGACGGCUAUGGUGAUUGACAGUGCUGGGCACAGCACCCUGGUCCAGGAGGCUUUUCCCACCACUGCCUCAGGCGGCAAGAUCUCAAGACCCUCCAGCAGCUUCAGUGAGAUGGACAGGUUUAGCCCAUCUGGCAGUGUUGUUUGCACCGUGCCCGAGCGCCACAGAGCAAGGAGUGAGUCUCCAGGCAAAAAUGAGGAACGGAAACAGCCAAACUCUCAGGCAGAUGAGACUCCCCUUUUUGGUGUCAGUGGCUAUGAAGAGUACCUCCGGGACCAAGAAGUGGCCGAGCGCUGGUACCGCUACAACCCUCGGCUGACGUGUCUGUACUGUGGCAAGUCCUUUAACCAGAAGGGAAGCCUGGACCGCCAUAUGAGGUUGCACAUGGGCAUAACACCCUUUGUGUGCCGAAUCUGCGGGAAAAAGUACACCCGCAAGGACCAGUUGGAAUAUCACAUCCGCAAGCACACCGGGAACAAGCCCUUCCACUGCCACGUCUGCGGCAAGAGCUUUCCCUUCCAGGCCAUUUUAAAUCAGCACUUCAAAAAGAACCACCCGGGCUGCACGCUGCUGGAAGGGCUACAUAGUAUUUCACCAGAGACCACUUCCAAGGGACAGAAUGGAGAAGAAUCACCACCUCGGGAUGAGGCCAAAACUAUUGGUGAACUGAUUCAUACUUCCGUCUCAACUACUGGGCCAGACUGAAUGUGCACUGGGGAGAUAUCUAUUUGUCUGUAGCACCCCAGGGGGCUGCUUUUAAUUUAGUGUGGACUGUUUCAUUUGAGUUUAGAACUGCUUAUGUAAAGGGUUUUUCCCCACAGGAAAAGAACAUUUGUUGUUGCAUUGCUCCAAAUUGCAUGCAACCAUUGCUUCUUUACUCUCUCUCCCCCCCCCCCCCCCCCCCAAUCUUAUGAAGAUAACAGCAGAAAGUGAUUGGACUGUUGCUGCACUGGGUGGGGGUGGAAAACAGGGAAGAGAAGUGUGUCAUUCUCCGGGUCUUUGAAGAUCGGGUAGCUGAUGUUGAACAAGUAGAUCCAACAGAGAGCAUUUUCCUGUUCGAGUCUUCAAGGGUCCCACCAAGCACCUCAGUGUGUCACACCCUGGGCCUGUUUUUUUUCACCUAUCCCGGAACAGCCAAGGAAACUGUUCUGUAAGAUCCAAUGUCACUUACCCAGCUGUUGAAGGAACUUGUUUGUAGCUGUCAACAUUUGGAAGGAACAGAAAUGAAACCAGUGCACCUUCUCCCAGGAAGGUGAGGGUAUUUGAGGGGGUGGGAAAUGAUUGGGUGAAGAAAAGGGACUAGAGUGGACCUGCUUUGGCAGAUUCUUCAAUGAUGGAGUAACUAUGCUGUGAAUGGAAAUUGCUGUGAUUCUGUACAUUUCUGUAAACAAAUGACAAAAAGUGUUUUUAACUAUAGAUAAUAUGUAAAAGAAAUAUGGAUACUCCAAAGGAAUGUGUGGGGCCAGGUUUGACAGUAGAUUUAUAGUCGAGUGGAUUUGUUGUAGUGUUUGAGUUGUAUGUGUGUUUUUUUGACCUGAAAUAUCUCAUUAUAAUGACUGAAAAGCAGUUUUUCUAAUAUACCUCUUUUAGACCGUCCAAUCAAGCAUUUUUGCAUGGGUUUGUGAAGCCUUUUUUAAAUGAUAAAUGGAUUGGGGAAUGUACAGAACACAGAAUAUUCCAUAAUUUAUAGCAUUCUUGGAAUAAACUCAUUAAGUCACUGACUCUUUGAUUUUGGUGCAGAAAUACUUUUGCAAAGUGGACUAGUUCAGGGAAAUCUGCGGGGGUGGGGUGGGGGGUGUGGCACAGACUGGGUUUAGGAUGAUUUCAGUGACUCCCUGACUAGUUAUUUUCCAUUGUGGCACACUGACUGAUAGGAUAACUUCUCUCUUGCUCUCACUCUGCUUCCAAACUUGUUUCCCUCUCAUGUAACACUUACUGACCCACAAAUGCUUUGAAAUGAAUGCAUUAACGCAAAGCUGGUGGUGAGGGACACCUGGAUGAGAAUUGACAGUGUUGGAAACAAACUAUUUCUUAUGAGGAUUUCAGAACAAGGGGCAUAGUAAAAUUAGAGAGGCUGUUUAGGAGUGAUUUCACACUAAAGGUACUAGAAUUCUGGAAUAAAUAGCUGUUGAGUUUGGAACCAAUUGAAAAUUUCAAAACUGAGGUUGUUGAAUUUUUUUUCCUGACGUAAAGUCAUGAACAGUAAGAACCAGGGUGUAUAGAUAGAAUUAAGGUGACAAGUCAGCUGUGAUUUCAUUGAAUAGCAGCAUUGGCUCAAGGGGCUGGCUGAACUGUAUCCUCUUGUUUCAAAGGCUACUGACAAUCAAUAUUUGGUGAGGGAAAUAUCACAACUAAACAAGGCUUGAAAAGUUUCAUAAAUCAGAGCUGUGCCAGUCACAUGAUUGAACCAAUAUCUUAGCUUAUUCUGUAAUGUACCCUAUCCAGUCUGAAAGCCUGUUCAGAGACAAUUGUGUGGAAUUCUUUAAGCAAUCACAAGCAUUCCAUCCGAUUUGAUUGGAAACAAUAUUUUGAUGAUAUAAAACAAUUACAUUCAAUAAUGAUAAAUUACAUUAUAAAGUAUCAGAUGAAUGUUUAUAUGCAGUGUUCUCUGGUUCACUCGCUUCUGGUGUUAGGCAUUUUAACACCUGUCCAUAAUCCAGAAAUUACUUGAUGGCAUUUAUUGUGGACUGCAGAGGUUACAGUGUGUUUAAAUUAUAUUGAGCCCAGCCACGACAAACAGGAAUGAGAUGAUGAAUCGUUCAUUGAGAUGAUUGCGGUAUUAGGCAGCGUCAAGAUAGAAAGAAAUCUUAAAUUGACGGAAGUCCUCAGAACAAAUUGGUUAGAGUUAGUUCACAGGAAAGGGGAUAAUAGCCAGUGCAAUAUUGAGAUCAGUAGAGUUUAUUACACAGGUUAGAGGAAGAUUGGACAUUGUCUUUUAACCAUCAGAGAGAGGGAAGGUGUACAAAGGUGUUCCAUCAAAGCAAUUAGUUGUGCCUAACUAAUUUUUAUGAGCAGGUACUUGCAAUAACAUUUGCCCAUGUGAUUUUCUCCAAAACUAUUAAUGCAGUUUCUACCUCAUCACUAACCCUAGCAGUGAAUUCCACACCCUCAUUUGUUAUUGAGUAAAAGAGAACGUUAUCAUGUCUUUUGUCCAAAUUUCACUUAAUCUUUUGCUCAUGACUCCUUAACCAGUACAAGUUAUAUCCUCCUAAAUUUAAAUAGUCUGUAUUCGUCAUGAUUUUAACAAGAAAAACUCAAUUUUACAAUGAAGAAGAGUCCCAACCCAAAACGUCAGCUUUCUUGCUUCUCUGAUGCUGCCUGGCCUGCUGUGUUAUCUCACACUCCAGCAUCAGCAGUUCUUACCAUCUCUCAAUUUUACAAGUUAGUCUUCAUGUUUCCUCUUACUAGUCAAGUUCCCUAGGAAAUCUACACUGUAUCCUCUCCAAAGCUGUAAUAUCCUUCUUGCUGUGUACAGCUCAAGGUGUGGGCAUUGCUCUGUCUGAAAUCCUGACGCUUUAUCCCUUGGCUCAUUUUUUAAAAAAUAUAUCUCAAGGUAAAAUAGAAAAGAAUUACAUUUUUUGAAACUUUAUCCACUUUCAAUGCUGCACUUAAUGUUUUGUGAUGUGUAAAAGACUACUCUCCACAGCUCCAUGUGUAUUUCCAAUCAGUAUAAUUACUGCUACUAACUGUACCAAAAUGCAUCAGCCCGUACAUGGAGUUAGUUUCAUCUGCCUCUUUAGGUCAUUCUCUCAAUCUGGUGGUUUCCUUUGGUCUUCUAAAGAAUCAAGUAUUUCUCUCCUAGAACAUAGAACAUUACAGGCCGUUCGGCCCUCAAUGUUGAGCCGACCUGUCAUACUGAUCUCAAGCCCAUCUAACCUACACUAUUCCAUGCACGUCCAUAUGCUUAUCCAAUGACGACUUAAAUGUACCUAAAGUUGGCGAAUCUACUACCGCUGCAGGCAAAGCGUUCCAUUCCCUUACUACUCUCUCAGUAAAGAAACUACCUCUGACAUCUGUCCUAUUAUCUUUCACCCCUCAGUUUAAAGCUAUGCCCCCUUGUGCUCGCCGUCACCAUCCUGGGAAAAAGGCUCUCCCUAUCCACCCUAUCUAACCCUCUGAUUAUUUUAUAUGUUUCAAUUAAGUCACCACUCAACCUUCUUCUCUCUAAUGAAAACAGCCUCAAGUCCCUCAGUCUUUCCUCGUAAGACCUUCCAUCCAUACCAGGCAACAUCCUAGUAAAUCUCCUCUGCACCCUUUCCAAAGCUUCCACAUCCUUCUUAUAAUGCGGUGACCAGAACUGUACGCAAUACUGCAAGUGCGGCGGCACCAGAGUUUUGUACAGCUUCACCAUAACCUCUUGGUUCCGGAACUCGAUCCCUCUAUUAAUAAAAGCUAAAACACUGUAUGCCUUCUUAACAGCGCUGUCAACUUGGGUGGCAACUUUCAAGGAUCUGUGUACAUGGACACAGAGAUCUCUCUGCUCAUCUACACUACUAAGAAUCUUACCAUUAGCCCUGUACUUUGCCUUCCGGUUAUUCCUACCAAAGUGCAUCACCUCACACUUGUCUGCAUUAAACUCCAUUUGCCACCUCUCAGCCCAGCUCUGCAGCUUAUCUAUGUCUGUCUGCAACCGACAGCAUCCUUCGUCACCAUCCACAACUCCACCGACCUUAUUGUCGUCUGCAAAUUUAUUAGGCCAUCCUUCUACGCCCUCAUCCAGGUCGUUUAUAAAAAUGACAAACAGCAGUGGACCCAACACCGACCCUUGCGGUACACCACUAGUAACUGGUCUCCAGGAUGAACAUUUCCCAUCAGCUACCACCCUCUGUCUUCUUUCAGCAAGCCAAUUUCUGAUCCAAACUGCUAUAUCUCCCACAAUUCCAUUCCUCCACAUUUUGUACAAUAGCCUAUUGUGGGGAACCUUAUCGAACGCCUUGCUGAAAUCCAUAUACACCACAUCAACCGGUUUACUCUCAUCUACUUGUUUGGUCACCUCAAAGAACUCAAUAAGGUUCGUGAGGCACGACCUUCCCUUCACAAAACUGUGCUGACUAUCCCUAAUCAAUUUAUUAUUUUCUAGAUAAUUAUAAAUCCUAUCCCUUAUAACCUUUUCCAACACUUUACCAACAACUGAGGUAAGGCUCACUGGUCUAUAAUUACCAGGGUUGUCUCUACUCCCCUUCUUGAACAGGGGAACCACAUUUGCUAUCCUCCAGUCAUCUGGCACUAUUCCUGUAGACAAUGACGAGUUAAAGAUCAAUGCCAAAGGCUCGGCAAUCUCCUCCCUGGCUUCCCAGAGGAUCCGAGGAUAAAUCCCAUCCGGCCCAGGGGACUUAUCUAUCUUCACCCUCUGAAGGAUUUCUAAUACCUCUUCCUUGUGAACCUCAAUCCCACCUAGUCUAGUAGCCUGUAUCUCCAUAUUCUCCUCGACAACAUUGUCGUUUUCUAAAGUGAAUACUGUUGAAAAAUAUUCAUUUAGCACUUCCUCUAUCUCAUCUGACUCCACACACAACUUACCACUACUAUCCUUGAUUGGCCCUAAUCUUACUUUCAUCAUUCUUUUAUUCCUUAAAUACCUAUAGAAAGCCUUAGGGUUUACCCUGAUCCUAUCUGCCAACAACUUCUCAUGUCUCCUCCUGGCUAUUCUGAGCUCUCUCUUUAGGUCUUUCCUGGCUACCUCGUAGCCUUCAAGUGCCCUAACUGAGCCUUCACAUCUCAUCCUAACAUAAGCCUUCUUCCUGUUUUGGUUUAACUACAUAUUUCAAUGCUAGCCUCUUUUUAAGGUUGAUGUUGAAAUCAUUGAUGAAUGCAAUGUGCAUGUGUAACCCAGAGCAGAAACCUGUUGGACACUACUGUUCUGCUUUUUAUGAAUGACGUUGCCUCUGCUCUCAUCAGUUUAAUCUAGUUUGCCAUUUCCCCAACUCCCCCAAUUUCAUACCCAUUUGUCUGCUGUCAAGUUCUCAAGCGAUAUCUUUGUGAGAGGUUUUUCUUGAGUGCAUGUAAAAAAAAUCCACUUUGUCAUCUACCAACUUUGUUAGCUCCUCAAAGCACUGAGGUUCGUCUAGCUUGAUUUGCUCCCUUUUUAAAUCUCUUCUGAUUGCUUCAAACUGUUUUAUAUUUAACCAGGUAUGCAGCAGUUUGUUAUUUGAAGACUGCCUGCUGCAGAUGUUAAUUGGCCUGUAAUUCCCAGAUUUUGCACUGACUCAUUCUCUAUACCUCUGGAAAAUGCUCUCACUCAGUGCAGUCCUGAAAUAUAAUUUCAUGGGCCUCUGUGCUGUCCUCUGACAACCUCAGAAUGAAUCUAGUAUUUGUAUUAGGUCUGGAUCUUCAGCUUAAUUUGAUAAAAAUAAUAGCCAGCUAUCCACGUAGUAACUCAGAGUUUGUCUUCUCCUGUAUCUGUCUUUUAGUGACUAAAGAUUAAUGAGUAGCAUACCCCUGGAAUUUUAUCCAUUAUCUGUAAAUUGUCAGUCAAAUGCUGGAUUAUAAUGUGACGUUGGACAUGACGUGGGGAGCAGUUGAGAGAGGGAGUCUGACUAAAGACAGGAGAGGGUGAAGAGUGGUUGGAAAGAGAGAAUGAUUGAGAAUAGGAAGAAGCAUGAAACAUAGACAUGUUGGGCACAGGGGAGCAGGCAGGAUUGGACAGGCUUUAUGUAAAUAUAAGUUUUCAAAUAUAUAUCUGUUCAAAUGGCUUUCCUGUUUUUCUGCUUUGUUCUUCCCUUUAACGUGUCAGAAUUGACCCCCUUCACAUGAUUAAAAAUCAAUUAAUUCUGCUAAAUGAGGUACUGUUAUGAGGCUGAUAAUGAUAGAGAAGUUUGAAACGUAAGUUGCGAAAAUGUGUUCAGGCUGAGUUCUGAUAGUCCAGUAACCUGCUAAUUCUCAAGGACAGCGACUGAAAACUUAUGAGCCACUUGCAAGCCCCAGUGAACAGAGGCUAAACUCUGGGUAAAAUAAACUGAUGCAAGAAAA